UACGCGAAAAUCCAAAGAUUUGAAAACUCGAAAAUAACAGAGAAGAGGGAGUCGCUCGCUCAGGUUACCGUUAGGACCAGAAGAGAAGAAUGCCAAAGAUCGCCGACGUCAAAUCCAAAGCCAGAUCGACGAGGAAGCCUCUCAGAGACGUCUCAAAUGGUGGUUUCAAAUCUUCCGUUCGUAAUCCGGUAAUUCAGAAAUCGACCGCCGAUACCCAACAGCAAGAUCCGGUUACAAUUUGUGGCGACGGCGCAAGCCGAGACCCACUCGAUCGACUUCUCCUUGUUCACUCCGAUCUCUCCGUCCUCAUUCACCAGAUCGAUGAACUUGUAGUACAAGCAUUGGAACAAAAAGUGAGGAACAAGAAAGAAAUUGAAUCUUUUGCUCACCUAUUGAACAAAAUGCAAACUUCACUAAAGCCAUGGAUUCCAAGAUUCCAGAAAUUUCUUUCAACCAAUGAUACAACAGUCUCCAAGAAUCAAUUAGAAACAAUUCUAGCAACAAGUAAGAAGAUAACACCUCCAUCCUCUUCUAUAAACAAACCUCUUGAAAACCAAGAAUCAUACAAACUCGAUUUCAUGGUUUCUCCUUCACCAUUAGUAUCAUGGCAUGCUGAGUGUACUCAAGAAGGUGGUAGAAGCCUUUUCAUGCUUACCCCUUUGCCUAAACCUUCAGCAUUCACAUCCAAACUAAAGAAAUCCUCCAAAUCAGUAUUCAAGAACAUAACCAAUGAUCUUCCUGUUGCCACCAGUGAAUUUUCUUCACCUGAAAAGGUGUUAAAAAGGAACAAUACUACUAAUAAUGAUAAUAAUUCUAUCAUUGUUUCUACUCCUUACUUAAAAAUGUCACCACCAAAGUCUUGUAUAUUAUUAGAACCUGCUUCUGAACACUACAACAAGAAGACUAAUGGGGGUGUUAAGAAUGCUGCAAUCAAUGGUGGUGGAGAUUCUGAACCUUCUUCUAGUAGUAGUCAAGGUUAUGGACAUUUAGGUUUGAAAUAUCCAGAGCUUUUUGGAAUUAAACAUGGGGAUAAAAUGGGAAAUUCAAGAAAAGCGGUUGAAGCAUCACCAAAUUGGUGUAUUUCACCACCUAAGACUUGUGUUUUGUUGGAGCCUAGUGAUGAUGAUAAAGUUGUGAUUAAAGAUGUUGACAUAAACUUCCACAAGCCUCGCGAUAAAGGAGUUAUUGAUAGUACGCCAAUGUGUAAGGAUCUUGACACAACGGUUUUAAGAGGGAAGCGUGUUGGGGAGAAUACUUUAAAGAAAGAAUUGUGGAUGAGAUUUGAAGCAGCAACUGGUCAUGAGCUUCGGUUCAAAGCAUCUGUUGGUGGACAUGGACAGACUACUACUAAUACUAGUAAUGAGUGUAGUAAUGGUAAGGGGUUUAUGGAGUUGUUGGAAGAGGUCUGUAGUGAUGACUGAAUAUGUAUUCUUUAUAAACUUGCAAAUGUUUGACCAUGAAGGUUUAUAAGUUGAAUCUCCUCU
Molecule: messenger RNA, 1484 nt
Organism: Lactuca virosa
Lineage: Eukaryota; Viridiplantae; Streptophyta; Magnoliopsida; Asterales; Asteraceae
Source: the annotation of a GenBank genome assembly